Messenger RNA from Malus domestica (apple), 2845 nucleotides. RefSeq names its product zinc finger CCCH domain-containing protein 39-like. The record is from RefSeq and is a predicted model, not a curated record. NCBI's taxonomy places the organism in Eukaryota, Viridiplantae, Streptophyta, Magnoliopsida, Rosales, Rosaceae. Gene Ontology annotation, molecular function: mRNA binding; metal ion binding.
ACAGAACUAACACCAAAUUUUGUAUGUUGGUGAUCCGCUUCAUUGGUGCGAACUAAAAUAUCCUCUUGACUUCCUUUCAUUAUAGAGUUUUAGUUGCGAAAAUUCGUUGGUGCUCUUGUCCCAUUUCAAAGGCGAGAGGAUAUUUUUCUAAUGUUUUGAGUUCAUAUUUCUAGAGGUCGCACUUGGUGCGAUGGCAAGUGCCUUCGUCCAUGAGCGGUAGGUCUCGGGUUCGAGACUUGGGAGCAGCCUCUCCAUAAAUGGGGGUAAGGCUAGCCGACAUUCACCUCUCCCAGACCCUGCGUAAAGCGGGAGCCUUGUGCACUGGGUACGACCUUUUGAGUUCAUAUUUCUCUGAAUUGUAACGAUAUCAAAGACUUAUUGUGAAUGCAUUUAUUUUCUUCUACUAGAUUUUGGCUUAUAGUCUUUUAGUAGAGUAAUACAUGUGAUUUAGUACUACUAGGCGUAUGGGUGGACUACCAGGUUGAGUUUUGCGAUGCACACUUGAAGGAAGCGAAAGUGCAACAAUUUUUUUUUGGCAAUUGGCUGGAAUGAUCUACAUUUGGUUCUAGAAAUAAUAAAGUUUUAAUAAUGACGACAUAUUUAUCAUAUAUCGACAACAUAACGAUACCUGAUCAUUUCUCUAUCCAAAUGUCAAAAAAAAAAAAAAAAAAAAAAUAUUAAGAAAACCUAGGCUACGCAUGAUAGCCUUGUACAUAGCUCUAUCUCCUUUAAUAUUACUAACUUGAGUGUCAUAGUGUCUUUAGCUAGCAUCAUACUGGUGCCCACCAUCUCGAGAUUUGCUCACCCUGUAUGUUAUGUUAGUAAUUCGAAAAAUGGGAACGUGCUCAAACACAUUUUUCCAAUCAUUAAGUCAUGAAAAAUGAAACACAACGAUCUUAUAGUCGUUGAACAAAUUUAUCAAGUAUUUCUGAUCAUAUUAUCUUAUUAGAUCAAACCGUCAAAAUAAUAAUUAUAUUAAAUACAUAUAAAUGUUAUAAUCAGUCCUUAUUUUACUAAAUUUGAUUAAAAUAUCAUUAACUUAACUAUCUUAACUAUUUAAAGCUCGUACGAAACAAUAAUAAAACCACUAUUCUAAUUUUUAAGUCUCCAACAUUCUAAUCAUUUCAAGCACCAAAUAUAAACACUGAAAUUAGUGGGAAUUAAAAAUAUUCUCAUUCAUUACAACAAGUAAAGUAUAGAAGGCUUAAUUAAUGGUAACGUAAAAACUGUAACCAACCACUCACUCUUCAGAGUGUAGAAACUAGCUGAGCUGAUGCGCGAAAUGUUCCUCACUCGAAUCAUAAUCCGAGAUUUUGCUUAAAAUCUUCACUCUGGGACCUCCUCAUCUCACUAAAUUCUCAAAUUUUCAUAUGGGUUUUCUUGUUCGUCUGGAUUCUGAUGCAGUAAUUUCAAUUUUUUUCAAUGUUCAAGCACAUGCGUCUCAUUUCUUCACUGACACUCACAAAUUUCUUCUGAUACAGCAUCCGGGUUUUUCGUAAAUUUCAGCUCCAACCAUUUCCCUAUCAUAAUUUUCUUCUGAGUUCUUGGCGUUUCAUCAAACAGUUGGAGUGCAACUUGGUCUAGUUGCAUACCAACAUGGGUACUCCAUUACCUACUCCCCAAUUUUUUGCUCAAUAUCUUGAAUCCGGUGACAGCAGGCGUCAGAGGAAACAUCAAAUCCCUACUGAGGAGAAAGAAAUCAAAGCUCAAUCUGACAUCAACUCCCAAGCUUUCAAGAAACCCAGAACUUCAGAAACCGUAUCGAACUCGAAUGCGGCCUCAGGACAGAACAAAAUGUUGCCUAGCUAUUACAAGACCCAACUGUGCCGUAAAUUCCAAAUGGGUUGUUGCUCUUCUGGGCAGAGAUGUUCCUUUGCUCAUGGCACCAGUGAUCUCCGCAGGACUUUGCGUGAUGCGCAAGGAAUGGAAACUGAGAAGGGAAACUUGGCCAGGAGGACUUGGAAUGGUGAUCAUGGAAGUUCUAAUGGAGUGAGAAUAUGCAGGUCGUUCUUUAGAUGGGGAACAUGCAGUUACGGAGACAAAUGCCGCUUUCGUCAUGUCAAUCCUGAAAAUAUCAGAGAUAGUUCGUUCAUAAGCAUUUCAACUGCUGGUGGUUCUGCUCAAUUUGACUGCAAGAAGUCUCUGGAACAAAGGAAGCUUUGUGGCUAUACUACACCAGAAUGUGGAAGUGUGCAGGCUAACAGUUUAACGGCUUAUACGAGGGGCAACAAUGCAUCAAAUCAUAGGAUGGGGAUUGCGAUUGCUUAUAAACAAGGUCAAAGUACGCAGUGCAACUUAGAGUGGAACGAACUUGAGAAAUUGAGUCGCAUCUAUGCUGAUUGGAUUGAAGAUAUGCCUCUUCUACAUGGCUCAUCAAGCAAAGUGGAGUGCUACUCGAGUUUAGUAUGACAUGUGUAAGGGAAUAGAUUAGUUAUCUAUAGAUACAAGAAGCUUCUUGUAAUUUCCUCUAACACCUUCCUUUUGUUAAGUGAGUGUGGGAUUGACUUCGAUUGCGACCUGUAGUCUAGUAAGAGGAGAUGCUUCAUACCCAAGAGCCUACAACGCCAGAUUUUAAAUAUCUUGAUUUUCCGUAUCUCUAUUGUGUAGGGAUUUUAGCCGUUAUCUUCCAAAUUUUAUGCACAUUGUUAUUGUAAAGACAUAUUUUCAGUUUACAAGAUACGGUGUGGCACUCACAUGAAUGUAACUAGCAAAAAUUAGUUUGGCUAGUGUGAACUAUGUCAAAUCUUAUUUUCAAGUGCAGAUAACCUCAGAAAAUUCUCCUUUGGCUAUUUGUGUUCUUGGUUCUCACACAUGUGCGUCUGUUUGCAUGCAUGAAUUUGCAAUC